Messenger RNA from Onychostoma macrolepis, 2406 nucleotides. It is a transcript of the gene panx1b, whose product is annotated as pannexin 1b. The record is from RefSeq and is a predicted model, not a curated record. Gene Ontology annotation, biological process: monoatomic cation transport; positive regulation of interleukin-1 production. Gene Ontology annotation, molecular function: channel activity. Bases 75 to 1346 code for a protein of 423 amino acids. NCBI's taxonomy places the organism in Eukaryota, Metazoa, Chordata, Actinopteri, Cypriniformes, Cyprinidae. The transcript is spliced from 7 exons.
UCGAGCACGAAACCCUGCCCACCGGAACUAGUGGUGCACUUGACUUGACGCAUGCUGUACAUUUCAUCUCAACAAUGGCAAUAGCACGCGUUGCUACCGAAUAUGUAUUUUCAGAUUUUUUAUUGAAAGAGCAGAGUGACUCUAAGUAUAAAGGCGUGCGCCUGGAACUGGCAACAGACAAACUGGCCACUUUUAUCGCGGUCGGGCUUCCUUUGUUACUCAUCUCACUCGCCUUUGCACAAGAAGUCUCUGUGGGUACUCAGAUCACAUGUUUUCCACCCACUAACUUCACAUUGAGACAGGCUGCAUAUGUGGACUCCUUCUGCUGGGCUGCAGUAGAGCAUCACCCUACAGAAAAUGGGGCUGAUAGCGCCCCCCUUCAUCUACACAAGUUCUUUCCUUAUAUCCUUCUGCUGGUUGCCACCCUCAUGUAUAUUCCUGCUCUCUUCUGGCGCUUUGCGGCUGCCCCUUCCCUAUCCUCUGACCUCAGUUUUAUCAUGGAGGAACUUGACCGUUGCUACAACCGUGCCAUCCGCCUCGCCAAGAGCCUCACUACCAAACAAGACAAAGACAUUGCAGAAGACCCACACAGUGGUCUUGAAAUGACUGAAGCUUGUUUUAAGUACCCUCUUGUAGAGCAGUACUUAAAGACAAAGCGUUCAUCUUGGGCUUUGGCUGCAAAAUAUCUGCUUUGUCGGGUUUUAACAUUCCUCACUUUACUGCUGGCCUGCUUUUAUCUGACCUACUACAUCUUUUGGGUGUCACCCAGCGAUCAGUUCUCCUGUAACCUGCGCAGAGGUAUGUUAGUAAAUGAGAGUGUGGUGCCAGAUGCAGUUCAGUGUAAGCUGGUGGCGGUGGGAGUUUUCCGCCUGCUAAGUUGCAUGAAUCUGGUGGUGUAUUUACUGUUAGUACCGGCUGUGGUUUACGCUGCCUUCCAGCCUGCUCGUCAGCACCAGCGCGCUCAGUUCCUCCGUCCAUACCACCUGCUGCCUGCUUUCGGUCACGUGCUGGAUUUGCAGCCUACCACUCGCCGGUAUGAUGACCUCAGCAUCUACCUGCUGUUCUUGGAGGAAAACUUGAGUGAGCUUAAGAGCUACAAAUGUUUGCAGGUGUUGGAGCUGCUGUCAGAGGGAGGGGAAGCAGCAUUUGACACCAUGUGUCUCCUCAGGACUCUAGGACAAGUGAGGACUGACAUGGUGGACAGAAAACAAGCCCAAACUGUAAAUGGAAAUGCAGAGAAAGAAAUCUCUGAAGUGAAGGAUGCCUCUUCUGUUCUGCUGGAUGAUGGAGGACAGACAGAAAAAAGCUGCAGCUGUGUGAAAGAUGUAAGACACAGGGUGGUCUAACAUAAAACAAAGUCAAAUCAAAUGACAAACGAUGAGUUUACAUGUAUUUUCAAUAUGAAGGAAAUGUAAGAUUAUAUAAUGCUCGACUAUAACACUGGUUAUUUACUAAUUUACUAACUGCGGAACUGAGCUACAUGAGCUUUUUAUGCCUUAUAUUAAUAGAAAUGGGAUGAAUGUUUUUAUAACUUGAAGUUAUUAUUUGCGAGGUUGAUGAAUGUUAAGACCCUAUUGUAUGCAUUAUGAAAACAAUGUUACAACAUAUAUACUGGGCUGCCCUUUGUAGGUACAGUAUUGUUGCAACAAUGAGAGAAAAAGAAACUAAAUAAUUAAGAUGCUAAUGUUAGAAUACUAACAACUAACUUCUGCCAAUGUUGCUUCUUGGUAACAAACCAUUUAAAUAAUUCCUUUUAACAUACAAAUAAUGGCUGCAAGAGUAUAAUGUGACCCAAAAAUCAUCAAAGUCUUCGCUGGGUAAGACUUAACUUUAAUUAGGCCCCAUUUCUAGAGGUAAUAAUGCACUGCCUAUGCAAAAAGCAAUAAUCAAAUAUACAAAAUAUAAUGUAUGAUAUGUAUAAUACUAUGUAUAUGUAUAAUACUGUUUUUAAGUUGAAUAUUUUAUAGUUUUGUAUUUAUUUGAUGCAGACUUAUGUCAGAGAUGUGUUUAAAUUGUAUCUUUUUGUUAUAUGUCUUCUUACCUUAAAUCCUUCAGAGAUGUUAAAUUGCAUGUCUUCAAAUGCGAGCUCUUCAAAAAUGGUGCCUGUAACCCUAAAAAGUGACUUUUAAUAGACUUCAUUCAGGGAUGUAGAAUACAGGCUUGUAAUGUAAUAAAAAGCACUCCAUUUCCCCCAUACAUCUGUAUUUUUCUCUGUUAUCAUGGAUUUAUAUACCUUUGGCACAUUCAGUACGUACAUAAAGCUAAAAAUAGCUGAAAGUCAUGAAGUUCAGCACUAAUGUUGGGCUAUAUUUCAGUAAACCAGCUUCACAUUUUCAUUUACUGCUAAAUAUCAAAUAUUGUUUUAUGGCUAAGCUCCUGAAAAUCAAUAAUGAGGUGGCUUUGACA